ACAAGUCAAUAAAUAAAAUUAAAUUUGGAAAGAAACAUAAACAGCCAAGAUAAUAAAAUUGAUUGUGGGCGUGGACAUAAACUGAUUCAACUGGCGUCGCAUAACUACGUUGGAUAACUUUAUACUCCGCUUGGAUAAUUAAACAUUGCGCAUACGCCGCAUUGCACGAAGCAACGGUCCCACACACGCAAGACAAAAAAUUAAAUAAAAUGAUUUCGCGCCGCAAGAUUAUAUCGCGUUCCCUGGACAAUUUGGAUGCGAUUGGGCAGGAGGAGCAGGAGGAAGAUGUUUGGCACGAUCGCGAAAAGCUGUUCCGGGAUCACAUCAACGAAGUGCUGACCAAAUGGGAGCAAAUCGAUGAUGAAAUUUGGGCCAAGAUCAUUGUCUUUGAGAAGAAUCGACGCGUGGCCAAGGCCUAUGCGCGCUCCAAUGUGAUCACCAUAAAUGGCUCCAAGCAUGGCUUCGAUGGCGUACGCAUUGGUCUAAAUGGCUUUGAGAAUCCCAUGCGUGAUGCAGAGACAAAAGUCAUCAAAAAAUCAAUUGGAGAUGGCUUCAAGAUCAAAAUGGAUGACACUGGCAAUAUAUUCAUUAAGAGAUAUGGCAAGAGCAGCAUCUAUGUGAAUCACACCUCGUUGGCCAACGAGGAAACGGUGAUUGGAGCCGAUAUUCUGCAAAUGCCACAAAUGUCGCUUACAUCGGGCACCUCCUCCAAGCUGUUCGACAUGAAGAAAUUUCAGAGUAACAUUAAUCGGGAAUUUGCGCGUAGCUAUCCGGAACGUAGCCGUUUGGAGCGGCAGUGCCUGUCGGCCGUCUCGCUGGUCAAGUCAAACAAUAAUCUAAUCAAUACACCCUUAUGGAUAAUGGUCAUCAAUGUGGUUGCCAUGGAUAUGCUUAAGAAUCGCUUGCAAACGUUGCCCAAGUCCUUGGAUGCAUUGGGCAUGCGAGUGCCUCUCACACACAGCAACGAAGAUCCGUAUUCAACGAUUGAGAGUCAAGUGGGUUUGAUCUAUCCCACGCCCGCUGCGUCUGAUGAAUCCCAGUCCUCGAGCAACUCAAGCAAGGGCAGACGCAGCGUCUUCAGUGCGGCCUUCCUCAACGAAAGUCCCUAUGUGCCAAAGCCGGACUACGAGGUGGCAUCAAUGGCUUCUAUGGCCUCCAUUGCGCCAGUUUAUACGGAAAAGAAGCGCCAGAAGAAUACGCCACAGCGCAAAAAGCAGGACGAUCCCUACUAUUGCGGCCUGCUGGCACGCAUACCCAAUUUCAUUAAGUCGAACAAACAGCAAUGCGCCAGCAAGCCCAAAAAGGAGCCGAAAAUCUCGCGCAAGAUAUCGGCACAGCAUCAUCAAUUCCUGCUAGCCGCACAGCAGCAACAACAUCAGUCACUACAAUCGACGACGCCCAUACCCAUUGCAACGUUCCAUCAUUCCUAUUUCCCCUACAAACUUUAUCCACCACAGCAUCGACUAUCGCAGUCGCAGCUUUCGCUCUGGGAUGCGCGUAGUCUAAUUAGCGCACAUGAAUGAGCGCUGGGAGCAAUUGGCCCUAAUUUAUUCAUCGCCUAGCAUUAUAUUACAAUUUAUUUAGUCAAAGUAUGUUUUUUUAAUUUUUGGUCAGUGGAAUGCAUUUCGCUCAGUUUUGUGAUCAUAAAUUAUGCGAAGUGCAGCCAUCAUUUUAAAUAUUUAGAGCAUACUUUUGGGCAGACACCUAAAAUAAUACCCAUUAACACUUAUACUAAUUAGAUCGGCGUUAUGGAUUAGACACCGGAGAUGAGAGAUUUAAUAAUUAUGCAAUUUGUAAUAAUUAAUUAAAAUUUUGCCAUAGUUUUUAAAUCGUUUAAGACUGAGAACG
Drosophila hydei is the source of this 1848-nucleotide messenger RNA. RefSeq lists its product as uncharacterized. Gene Ontology annotation, biological process: regulation of DNA-templated transcription. NCBI's taxonomy places the organism in Eukaryota, Metazoa, Arthropoda, Insecta, Diptera, Drosophilidae. Gene Ontology annotation, molecular function: protein binding. The record is from RefSeq and is a predicted model, not a curated record. The transcript has 6 exons. Bases 210 to 1523 code for a protein of 437 amino acids.